Microtus ochrogaster (prairie vole) is the source of this 2085-nucleotide messenger RNA. RefSeq names its product docking protein 4 (gene Dok4). Gene Ontology annotation, cellular component: cytoplasm. Lineage: Eukaryota; Metazoa; Chordata; Mammalia; Rodentia; Cricetidae. The record is from RefSeq and is a predicted model, not a curated record. Gene Ontology annotation, biological process: cell surface receptor protein tyrosine kinase signaling pathway.
AAGACAGCCAGGGGAAGAGAAAGAUGUCACUGGCUCUAAUCUCCCUGUCAUUUGGGUUUCCAGCAGGAGCUGGGCGAAGCAGCUGCUAGAACAAUGCUGAGGCGGGGGAGGUGAGGAGUGUCUUGAACAGGUGAUCAGGGAAGACCAAGACACCUGGGCUUAUCACCUGGGCACCCCUCCCGGCCUCAGCCCAGCCGGCACCCCAAAGGCGGAGGGGCAACCAUGGCGACCAAUUUCAACGACAUCGUCAAGCAAGGCUAUGUGAAGAUGAAGAGCAGGAAGCUCGGGAUCUACCGGAGGUGCUGGCUGGUAUUCCGGAAAUCUUCCAGCAAGGGGCCCCAGCGGCUGGAGAAGUACCCCGAUGAGAAGUCAGUGUGCCUCCGAGGCUGCCCCAAGGUGACGGAGAUCAGCAACGUCAAGUGUGUCACACGGCUCCCCAAGGAGACCAAGAGGCAGGCAGUGGCUAUAAUAUUCACGGAUGACUCGGCUCGUACUUUCACCUGUGACUCAGAGCUGGAGGCAGAGGAAUGGUACAAGACGCUAUCAGUGGAAUGUCUGGGGUCACGGCUCAACGACAUCAGUCUGGGAGAGCCAGACCUCCUGGCCCCAGGAGUACAGUGUGAGCAGACAGAUCGCUUCAAUGUCUUCCUGCUGCCCUGUCCCAACCUGGACGUAUACGGCGAGUGCAAGCUGCAGAUUACCCACGAGAACAUCUACCUCUGGGACAUACACAACCCCCGCGUGAAACUCGUCUCGUGGCCCCUCUGCUCCCUGCGCCGUUACGGCCGAGAUGCCACACGUUUUACCUUUGAGGCGGGCAGGAUGUGUGACGCUGGGGAAGGACUCUACACCUUUCAGACACAGGAAGGGGAGCAGAUUUACCAGCGGGUUCACAGUGCCACCCUGGCAAUCGCUGAGCAGCACAAGCGGGUCCUGCUGGAAAUGGAGAAGAACGUGAGGCUGCUGAACAAGGGCACCGAACACUACUCAUACCCCUGCACACCCACCACGAUGCUGCCACGCAGUGCAUACUGGCACCAUAUCACAGGUUCUCAGAACAUUGCUGAAGCCUCUAGCUACGGUGAAGGGUAUGGGGCAGCCCAGGCCAGCUCAGAAACAGACCUCCUGAACAGAUUCAUCCUGCUUAAGCCACAGCCCAGCCAGGAGGACAGCAAUGAGACCCAGACUCCUUCCCAGUGACAGCUGGACUGGUGGACGCACUGACUGCUGGGUCACCCGUUGGAAGGCUAACUGCAGCAGCCCAUGGACAGCCUUAAGGAGCUGUUGGCCAAGAGCCUGAAGAGAGCAAGCUGUCCCUCCUUGCCCUCCAGGGUGAGGCUGGACCUCAGCACAUGGCUGGCCACAUCACCUGAGCAUGAGGGGCUGGAGCCACCGUGGGACUAUAUACUGUUAAUGGUUUUAAUAUAUAUGGCUUAUGACAUAUUCUGUAUUAAUGAGGCGUCCCUUUAUCCCUCCCCAACACAUACCCAUUUUUAAUUCCAAGACCAGGUGUGGUCAAAGCUGUUUUUGAGUAUGAGGGCAGCUGUUCCUGUCCUCAUUGAAAAAAACUCUCCUGCUGCCGAGACUAUUUGAGCUGCCAGGGUCAGAGGAGGGGAGCAAUCAAACUGGUGCUGUCUGCGGGCUCUUCCUCAGAAGCCCAAGGGCCAAGACAGCAGGUAGCAUCUGUCCUCUGGGCCAACAGUGACACAGGAAGGACCCAAACUUGACUGUACCAUGUGGUAGCCUUGCACUUAGGAGUUUGAAGCAGAGGUGGCAUCCAGUUUUAAAAUGCACUUUCUGCACUGGCUCCUUCCUGCUCAGUGGGCUGAAGAUGUCUUCGGGCAGGGCGCCUGUUACCUCAGCAGUAGAGAAUGGCUGGGGCCAGCCUGGAAGGCUGCAGAACUGCUGUGGGGAGCACCCUGCUGUCCCCCUUUACUGAGUGGGGGUAUAAUGCUGCAGCAAGGGGAGUCCCUUGCCCUGGGCCAGCCACCCCAGGCCAGAUUCCAAAACCAAGACCUUCCCAUCUCCCGACAAGGUGCUGAGGCUCCCUGCUGAAUGCAAUUAAAGCAAUCGAUUUUCUAGUGC